UACUGCGACUGCGCUUACGAUCUACAUUUAUUCCAUUGGCGAUAUUGAUUGACCAUCGAGUAGAUAAAAAUGCGCAAACAAUUUGAUUUUUUCAUUUCGAAUUGUCACUCAACGAAUUGGAUCGUCACAGCACAAGAUCACGGCAUUACAAUUGCAACACUAAGUGUGGCAAGUGCUAACGCGGAAGCUCAAAAAACAGAGCUAAUUCUAAAAUACUACUCCACCGAAAUGGAUUUCUUUGCCGCUGGCGGUUUCCAACAACUAUUCAGCGAUUUAAAUGACACGCAGCUGCAUGAAAACUGGACGGAUAUCAGUGCUGAAGAGGAGAGUGAAUCGCCGCUUUACAGUUACAAUUGCUGCGCAGAGCAAACAAAUGAAAGCAGCAUGCGACUCUCCUGCACGAAUGAUCCUUACAUACUUGCUGAGAUGCCGAGUGAGAAAAUGAGAGUGGAAUUGCAAGUGGAUUGGGAAGAAAGCAUGGUGGAAUUGAACAACAACACAUAUGAGGAGCAAACAACGAACACAGACUACACGGAAAGUGAAGGAAACAAUGAGCAACAUCUGCAGCUUUCGCUGGAUCGACUGCUGAGCUCGCCACCUGAGGUCUCAAUAAAGGACCCUGCACCCAAUUCACCUACGGAGCCUACGAACUACCAAACAUUAACUACUCAAAGUUACAGUGAACCAGAAUAUCAGAACGACAGUAGUCCCGUUAGCAUAGAUUCCACAAUUGUGGUGGAGUUCGAGACGGCUGCCUUCAUAACACGCGAAAUGGCUGAGUGGGAGGAGAAGUUUCUGGAUAACUAUAUUGAAAUACCAGAGCUCAUCGACUUUCUACCUGAGAAGACCCCACUUUGCACUGAUACCUGCGAUCAUUUUCUACACGAAAGUUCGAAAAAUCUAAAACUGCAUCGCAAAGCGCGUACUACAAAACGCACGAAUGAGUCCGGUUGUCAAGCUGAAGCCGCCGCCGCCGCCGGUUAUCCAUGCACUUUUGGCAAUUGCGAUAAGAUUUACGCGAAACCUGCACACCUGAAAGCACAUCUGCGGCGUCAUAUGGGUGAAAAGCCCUACACCUGUGAUUGGCCUGCGUGUACGUGGAAGUUUUCACGUUCCGAUGAGUUGGCACGCCAUCGGCGUUCGCAUUCGGGUGUGAAACCCUACAAGUGUAGUUAUUGUAUGGAAUGUUUUGCACGCUCCGAUCAUCUAACGAAGCAUCGCAAGGUGCACGAGCGGCGUCUGUUGGCGGCGAGUAAAGCUGGAAAGGCGAUCGAUGGUGUGCUGGCGCAUAGCGUGUUGACGGUGCGACCGGGACGUAAGCGAAAGAAUCAGUUAUAACAUGAGGGGAGGGUUGUGCAAACGGUGUUGUUGUUAUUAUUAAAAAAAUAUUAUAGUUUAAGUGAUUUUAAUUGUUUGAAUAAGUUGUGUUAAAU
Messenger RNA from Zeugodacus cucurbitae (melon fly), 1433 nucleotides. RefSeq names its product Kruppel-like factor 1. NCBI's taxonomy places the organism in Eukaryota, Metazoa, Arthropoda, Insecta, Diptera, Tephritidae. Gene Ontology annotation, molecular function: RNA polymerase II cis-regulatory region sequence-specific DNA binding; DNA-binding transcription factor activity, RNA polymerase II-specific. Gene Ontology annotation, biological process: regulation of transcription by RNA polymerase II. The transcript has a single exon. The record is from RefSeq and is a predicted model, not a curated record. The coding region runs from base 70 to 1338 and encodes 422 amino acids.